Etheostoma cragini (Arkansas darter) is the source of this 6727-nucleotide messenger RNA. RefSeq lists its product as uncharacterized. The record is from RefSeq and is a predicted model, not a curated record. NCBI's taxonomy places the organism in Eukaryota, Metazoa, Chordata, Actinopteri, Perciformes, Percidae.
AGUGUUGAUCCUGAGCCAUGUGUGAUGUAUACAGAGUUUCCUCCUCCGUUAAAGUGGAGCAGAUGGAGGCGGACUUGUCACGUCUACUCUCAGCACUCAGGGCAGAAAUUGAGGAGAAUGGAUUUCGUCAAGGGGCAGUGACCUCCAGAUGUUACAGUUCUGUUCCACCUCCAAAAGAUAUUUCCUUUUUCCGCGUGGAAAGGGAACAUGCACUGAGGAGAGGGCUUCAGGUGGCUGAAGCUUUGCCAGUUCAGUCUCAGGCUGACAUCAUGCAGAGAGAGCUGGAUAGUUGCUUGGGUUUAGAGUACACUCCUGACAGUCUGCCUCCACUGCUGCACCAGUUCUACACUGACCGAUCAUAUCAUUUGGCUCAGAUCAAAUAUCUGCUCAUGUUGAGAUGGAGGAGAUUCUGUCGCCACACCAGCGUCAUUGAGAAGCUGUAUCCUCAUUACAAGGAUCAGGUGUCAUGUUUGACGAGUGAGUACGAGGACGCCGUUCAGAGAGCUCGCAGACUGUCAGCAUGCAGAGAGAAGAUCCUGACCGGCCGAGGAAACCCCGCCUCCCUGCUCACUCAGGACGAUGUGGACAUUUACCUGCGCUGGCUGGUUUGCCAUCUGCACUCGGUUCAGACCAUUCACAACUUCCUCAGGGUGCUGCACUACAUACCAGCUUGUGAAAGAAAGGAUAAAGAACCACCAGCAAAGGUUCCUGAGGAAACCUCACAUAAGACACAAACUGUAGACCGUAUUUCAGGACUGGCUGAUGCUGUCCCCCUGCACACUGUUGACCUGGAGGAGUUCCUACCUGAGCUGCAGUCUUUGAUCGCCCACUUCCACCUGUCCUACGAUGCUCGUAAACUCCGGACCACCGCAGACGAGAUGGAGUUAUUCAGCACGGUGUGGAGGGAGUUCAGAACGAUUUUCAAACAACAAGAGCAGAUGAAAAGGUUUCCUCAGUACGAUGGCACAGAGGUAAAAGAGAGCCAGUGGGGACGGAAGAGUGCGAGCCUGGCUCUGAGGAAGGAGGCCAACUGGAUCCCAUUCAUUCAGGUGAAGCCCAGACGGGAUCCGUGGCAGCAGAAGCUGAUCACAAAGCUAAAGGAAAAGAAAUCUGUGGACGAGUUGCUGAAGAUGCACAGCAGGUUUCUUCAGGUCCCUGAUGUGCUCCACGUGGCCGCGGCUGUAAAAGAACACGCCGCUCAUGUUGCCGACUCACAACCUGCACCUACCUCAACGGUAUCAAGCAGCAGUAAGACCAAGCGGCAAAAGAUCUCCGAGAUCUGGACCAGUAUUUACAGCGCCGCCUCUCUCACUCAGGAAACACAUGAUCAGUCAAUCAGAUCUGGAGGCAGUGCAGGCCACGAUAAGAAGAGUUUGAAGAGUCAAACCUCAAGCGCAACAAAUGAAAGGUACUCCUUCGAGGACAGCCUGCAGCUCCUGGGUCUGGGUGACAGUUUAGAGGAGGGGUCCUCAGAUCCCAUCAUAACUAGAGGUGCUUACCUUUCUCUGGUUCACCUGCGUCAUCUCAGACUUAGACAGCUCCAGCGCAUAUCUCUUGGGUUGCUGAACUACCUGCGCUCUGUGGAGAGGACUUUGACCUUUGACCUGGCAGGUCUGCAGCUUGAGGAAGGGGAGCUGUGCAGCACAGCCGAGGAAACUGGCUGGAUGAACGCAGCCAGAGGAGGAAGAGGGGAGACAGAAGGUCUCGGCUCGCUUCACUACAGCCACAACACUCCUGCUGACUGUAAGGUCCAUUGCUCAGAGUUCAUGGAGUUUGCAGAGGUUGAGAACCUUCAUGAUUUCUACAGCGCAGAGGAGCAAUUUGUCCACACUCAGGAUCAGAGAGGGUUUUACAUCAUGUAUGAUGUUGCUCUGAAGGACCUGGAGGAGCUGGAGGACCAGCUGCUUCUUGUCGGCUCCCGCUUCAUUCAGAGAGACAGGAUUAACAAGAUGGGAAAUGCCUCGACAGCAGACAUCCACUCCUGGGGCGGAGCGGAUGUUGACCGUGUUGCAGUGCUGCUUGACUUGUGGACGUGUGAGACAGAGUUUUUGGAGAGCAAAGUGCAGCUCUUAAACUGUUACUUUGAGGCCUACCAGCACGCAGCAGGGACAGAGGAGAGGUUUGCGUUGGCCGGAGUCAUUACUGACAUCAUGCACUGUCGGCCUCAACUGGACCUGAACCAGGAUUACUUUGUUCAGGCCUACAGGGCUGAGAUAGGCUGUCUGCAAUGCCACCAGCAGCUGAUCAGAGACAUUUUGGACAAUCAGAUUGAAAAACAGCGGCAGUAUCUCCAACGCAUCUGGAGAGACCAGGGCAAUGGCUGCAGUCAUAACUUUGGCCUCCCACCAAAAUACAUUCCCAAACAUCUGGUGUCACUUGGCGGCUGCAGGCAAGUACAUCCAGCCUUACUACCCUGGAUUUGGUAUGUUUCUUUAACUAUCUAUAUUUUGUGUCUUAAUACCUCCAUGUUUGCCUUCUUGUGUUGUGUUUGCAGCCCUGCAUUGAUGAACAUAUUCCUCCUAGAGGUUCAUCCGUCCCUCUGUCUGGCUUCUGCUCUUUACCGUGGUUUAGUUCAGGCUCACACAGAGCUCUGUCAGCUGCACCGAGCCGCCAGCGUCACUGACCAACUCCUCCUGCGACAGAAGCUCCUGCAGCAAGCCCUGCAGAGCUGGAACCACCUGGCUUCACCUGGAGCCUCCUACAGCUCUCAGAUUCAGAAGGACUUGUUCUCAGGUGUGUUUUUUGAGGACCCGAUUUUGGUCAAAAAGGUGGGGCUGUCGUUAGUAAGAUCUGCAGAGGAGAAGGACGUGACGCAGGGAAAAGAGAAACAGUUGUAUGGCGUGGAAACUUUCUCCAAGCUGCUGGAGCUCGUCACCAUCCGCCAUCGUCUGCUGGAAUCGGCCUCAGAGACUGCACAUCUGGCACAGUUGUACAGGAACGUGGCUUCAGAGCUCGGAUUUGAUGAGUUCCACCUUUAUCUGAGGCCUGUGCAGUUUGAGGUUGCUGCUCAGAAAGACACAGCAGAGCAGAGGCCAGUUUUUAUCACAGCCAUGCUGGAAGAUGACAGCUCUGUGGACAGGUUCACCCCGUCCAACCUGCCUCUGAGCAUCCAGGAACUGGACGAGAACCACAUCGGGAGGUUCAGCUUCAGCUCAGAGGAGGCAGUUAUUCAUCUUAUGAACACACAGAGUAUAGAAAACCUGCAGGUGACUCUGGCCUGUCAGGUUGCACAGAAGAACGCUUUGAUAAGUGCGGUGAAGCUGGUUUGUGUUUGUCACUGGGCAGAGAGUGAGACCUCUUCAGCUCAGAGUGAAGUCGCCCUUUAUUCUGAUAAAGAUGUCAAAUUGGACUCCAAACCUGGAAGUGACACCAACAGCCUGCAGGAAAAAUCUAACAAUUCACCCUCCAAGGGCUCAGCUAGACCUCCCACCACUCCCAAGGAGAGGCUGAUGGAAGCCUUUGUGUCCAUCCAGCUGGAAAAAGUUGAUCUGCGUGAUGAGAUGCUGAACUCAUUUGUGAAGAAGAAACAGGCCUUGGGGGGUCUUAUAAAAAGCUCAGAGGAAGAAGCGAAGAUCAAAAGGAGGCUUAUAAUCGACUUUCUCAAGAAAUUCAGCGCACAGAUAUCUCAGUAUUGUGUGAGAGCGCAGAUUGUGGCAUAUUACUACAAUCUAACCAUCAUUUUGGACGACAUCCCCUCCAUCCGUCAGUCCCACUUCCUGUUUGGUCAAACCAGAGAGCCCAGAGUCAUUUUGGAUUCAGGAGUUGGCCUUUGCUCUGAUCCCAGGAGUUUUCAGCGUCGGUCACUGCAGUUGUUGUCUGCAGAAGGCAAAUGUCUCCUCAACUUGUGGUACAUCCCCCACUUCUCUGAAGUUCUUCACAUGUUCAAAAAUACUUUGGCAUGUUCAGCACCUCUCCAUCUCGCUCUGCAGAUAGUUUCAGCUCUCCAUGACAUCAUUUAUUACCUGGUUAGUUUCUCCAGACUGGGAAACGCAGAAGACUCUUGUAGCUGCAGGAGAGGACAGGAUGUGCAGGGCUCACUUGCAGCUGACUGGGGAGGCACUGAAGGCAUCGGAGCAGAGCUGCUGGAGAUCCAGCAUCAGGUCGACCGUCUGUCUGAUCCCAGCAGCCCAGAGUCUGUGGGCCGGCUGCUGCAGCUGCGCCGGCAUGUCGUCCUCCUGCAGUUUGACACCGCUGUGAGACACCUCAUCAGGGAGGUGUUCCUCUCUUCUGGUGACAUUACCUCUUACCAGAGUGUGAGUGACAACAUGGCAACCGCCCUCCCCCCGUUGAGCGACAGUAUCCAGACGGACAUUUUCAGCCUCACCUUGCCUGUUCCUCCACCUUUAGAGACUCGAGGCAGUCAGGCUCAGAGAAUUGUUCCAUGGAGAAGUUUCAUAGCCUGUCAUGGAUUGUUCCCUCUGGAUGUUUGGGACGUUCCUCCCAUCGAAUACUGCAUGCAGCUGUGUCUGAGCGGUCUGAGCGGUCGAAGCAGACUGCAGGCCAACGCAGCCAUCCUCGGCGUGUCGCUGCUCAUGGAGGACGUCCUGAACAGUGGAAGAGAGGCAGAGCCUGUUUGUCUCCAUGGCAACAAGGAUGACCUUCUGCACAACGGACAACCUGAUGAAGAAGCUGAUGAAGAAAAAAAGUCAACUAGUGUGUCCGUUCUUCUUCAGGAUCCAAUCCGAGUCCAGUCUGUGCUGAAAGGUUUCCUCCUGCUGACCAAGCAGCUUCAGGUGUUCAAGGAGAACUGGGCUCGGAGACGUUUGGGCGCUCAAACGUUGAGGACGCCCGGUUUCUAUCAGCAGUUUGUGAAACUCUACAGAGCGGAAAUCUUUUACCCCAGUAUGAGAGCUCUGGCUCAACAUAUAGGUAAGGAGCGGGACUAUGAGGUCUUGAUAUCUGGCAGCCAGUCUCUCCUGCCUCCGCCUGGAGCUUCAGAGGUUGAUGUGAAAGCCUGGCAGCUUCACAAACUGCUGGAGAGCACCGAGUGUGACAUGAUCAGAGUGGUGCAGAGGAAGAUCAACAGAGACCUGACGCUGGUGGUUCCAGAGAGAACUCGACAGGACACAGGCCUACCUACAGAGCUGUGGAAGAAAGCCCCGCUGAAGUACAGUUUGUCCCCCGAGCGGCCGCAGAUUGUGGAAACGUUCAUCCAGCAGCUGAUGGAGGGAGGAGAAGAGGCCGAGGGACAGCUGAGGGUUUCUCAGGAUCGCCUGCAGCUGUGUCUCACUCACCUCGGCUGUUCUCUGAUGGAGCGAGAGCGCCGCAGCUUUCUGCUUUCCUCGCAGUUUUAUGAACAAAUCCUGCAGCAGGAGACUGGGCUCCUGUAUCAGAGGGAACAGGAUUUAAAGAAUCUUAAGGACUCUCAGAAAAGUGACUCUCACAAAGAGGGUGCUGUUGUCCUAUGUCGUGGGAUGAUGUUGGAGAUCUCAGCGCUGCAGGCACAAGUCGCUCACCUGGAAGAAGAGAAGAGAACUCUAGAAGAGCAACUCAGGCUCAAAUUCAGGGAGCGCUACGACCCUUUAGUCCGACACCUCUUCUCUACCUGCAUCCAGCUGAAGGCCAGGCUGGACGGGAGCCAGUGGCAGAUGGAGCAAGAUGUUAGUGAGAUGGUGAGCAGAACAAGAAGCGAGGGAGUGGAGCGAAUCGUCAAGCUCAAGAAGAAGUACGGCUGCACCAACAACAGUGAUGGACUCACACUACCACAGUCAAAGAGAGAAGAAGUGGAGGAGCUGAGCCUGGAGAACAGCCGGCUGGCUGCUCUGCUCUGCAAACAGAAGGCUGUGAGCCGCUGGAGGCAGGCGCUCCACCAGGAGAAACUCCACCGACAGCUGCUUCAAACUCAGCAGAGGGAGGUUAGCUGUCGCAGCGCGGCCCUCCGAGUGAAGAUGACAUCAGAGGAGGAGGUGGUUGUCCUGCAGGAGGAGCUGGAGGCCGCCAGGAAGGUGUUGGCCUGCUGCCAGGCGGAGAGCAGCGCCACGAGGAAGCUGCUCCGCGCCAAGACAGAGGAGCUCCAGGUGGCGAGGCAUCAGUCUGCACAGGAGGCCCGCAGCAGGCAGGAGCUGGACAGCUAUCGAGUGCAGAGCCUGGAACUAAUGCGAGCCGACAUAGAGGACAGAGAGAGACGGCUCAAGGGGUUCAGCGAGCAGCUGGACAGAGGCAGCCGGAUGAACCAGUUACAGCGACAACGCAGUGCCAAAGAGAUCCGACAGGUAAAGGGCCAGCUUCAGCAGGAGCUCAGCCUCAAACAAGAAGCCUUUCAGCGAGUGGAUGAACUGCAGAGCCGGGUUAACAACAUGGAGGCAGCUUUCUCCAGAUGCACCUCUACAACAGGUCUUCGCAGGGCCAGUCAGCUUGGCAGCCGCACAAACUACACGACAUCCCCAAACUUUGCUACAGCGCCACGGCACCAGAGAGCAGGAACAGCCAGGAGUCACUCCAACACAAGAAUAGACCGGCCUAAAGCAGAUCCAUCUCACCUGCGUGUCCACACUGCUGAGAGGCUGUUACCAGACCUGUGACCUUCUCCCCUGGUUGUUUUGUAAAGCAACACCAUUUUGUUUAACAUGUUAGAUGCUGUUUGACAUGCACAGCCUUGGCCCUUACUCAACAAGGCAUUUUAUUAUCCAGUAAAUUUAAGAAGGGGUAUGCUUCAUCCUUGUGCCAUUUUGUAAUGAGUCAAUGAUUUCUGUCAACUGAUAAGUCUUAAUAAAACACUGUAUUGUGU